AUGGCAGCGCGUCCUGAGUUUACAGUCCGGCCAGCGUCACGCCAACCAAAGAAUGAUUCAAAAGAGGCAUUUCGGAUUUUCAUGUCCCCGGCUUCACUUCUUCAAGUUCAUCUAAUAGUUGGCGAACCGUGUCAAUUGCAGCUUGGUGAUGGCCCUACCAAAACCGCAAUUGCUUGGAAUGCUCCUGAAAAGGUCCAUGAUAAUGUUGUGCAGACAUCCAAGCUACUUCAGUCUUUAUAUGGAUUGAAAUUGGGGGAUAAAGUUACAAUCACUGAAGCUAAAGAGCCAUUAAAGGACAUAGGUUUGGUUCGCUUGGAAGAAUGCAGUGAUCCAGCUACGAUUUCAGAACAUGGAGAACUAUCAGACACUGAUCGGCUUUACUGGGAAUGGGGGCUGGAGCACCCACUGUCCCGAAACGAAAUACUAGCCGCAGGCAUGAUCAUCGAAUAUGAGCUGAAGAAGUGCCGUAGGGCUUUCAAGGUGGUAGAAUUUGAUCCUGGGAGCGACCCGGGGGGAAAUACAAUCGCGAGAUUUACUCCACAGUCACAAGUCAAGAUUGGAGGACCAAUAUCCUCUCCAGCAGCAGAAAAAGUGCUUCAAGUAGAUGCAACUGGCCUGGGCGGGCUUGCUCCGCAGAUUGAGCAGGUCAAUGAAAGAAUGAGAGAUUUUACUCUACGGGCGCAAAAAAUCAAAAUGCCAUCUUUUUAUAAAAGCAGUGGAGGAAUCCUUAUUCACGGAGCAAAAGGGACGGGAAAAUCCUCACUUUUGGCCAGGAUUGAGAGUUCGGGGUGGAGAGGGGUGUUUCCCGUAAAAACUUCGGCAAGCAGCAAAAUACCCGGAGAGGCUGAUGGGAAAAUUCGAAAAAUAUUUGCCGAUGCUUUGAAAUCCCAACCAAGCCUUAUCUCUAUCGAUCAGUUAGAUUUUAUAGCGCCAAAACGUGGCGCGAAUGAUGCCCCCUCUUUGGCCUCGAUUCUAUGCGAGGCCUUGGAUUCCAUUCAGGAUAGCCAUGUUCUUGUAGUGGCGUGUACAAAACAUCCGAAUGACGUGGAUGAUACCUUGCGGACUCCGCAUCGGUUGGGAAUUGAGAUCGAACUUCCCGUACCCACCGGAAAGGGACGAGCCGAGAUCCUUUGGGCGCUACGAGGAUCGGACGAUCAACCAUGCGAUAUGCUACUAGAAAAAAUGGCAGCGCAAACUCAUGGUUACGUUGGUGCAGACCUUUUUUCGCUACUUCAGCUGUCUUGCAGAAAGGCGCAGACAAGGCAGUUUUCCAAAUUAGACCAAAAUUAUCUUCGAUUAGAAGAGGAGAGUGUCGACAAAAAAGGGGAAGAGCCCGAGAAUGAUUCCAAGAUCCCACUUGUGAUAUCCGAAGAAGAUGUUAUAUCAGCAUUACAGGAAACGCGGCCUACGGCUAUGAGAGAAGUUUUCUUGGAGACUCCUGCUGUCAGAUGGAGUGAUAUUGGUGGGCAAGAAAAUAUUAAGCGGUAUCUUCAGAAGGCAGUUGAAAGGCCAUUAAGGUACCCUGAACGGAUGAAACGAUUCAAUAUUACUGGGAAGAAGGGCGUGCUACUUUAUGGCCCGCCAGGUUGCUCUAAAACCCUGACAGUGAAGGCUCUAGCCACAGAAGCUGGACUGAAUUUCUUAGCUGUCAAAGGCGCUGAGAUAUUGAGUAUGUAUGUUGGCGAAUCUGAGAGAGCGUUGAGGGAAAUAUUUCGUAAAGCCCGGGCCGCACGCCCUAGUAUUAUUUUCUUUGAUGAGAUUGAUGCUAUUGCUGCGCGGAGAGGGCCUGGCGUUCAAAGUGGUAUAAAUGUUUUAACGACUUUGUUAAAUGAAAUGGAUGGUAUCGAGGAGCUAAAAAACGUGCUCGUCGUCGCGGCGACCAACAAGCCAGAAGUCUUGGAUCCUGCAUUAAUGAGACCAGGAAGGCUGGACAACAUCCUAUACAUUGGGCUACCUGACUCCGUUGCGAGAAAGGAGAUCCUGAACAUAUGGUGCCGCAAGGCUGAUGUUAAUAAGGAGGUGGACUUGGAUGAACUAGCGGGCCAAACAGACGGAUAUUCGGGCGCCGAAUUGGUAAGUGUCUGCGAGACUGCUGCUGAUUUCGCAAUGGAUGAAGAGGAGGAAACUGGCCAGCAGUGCCAGAUUCAAACCGCGCAUUUUCUCAAGGCUUUGGAAACAGUAUCAAAACAGAUAUCACCGGAUGUGAUCCGGGAAUAUCAAAACUGGAGCAGAAGCUUUGGAAAUAAAUGA
Ophidiomyces ophidiicola is the source of this 2250-nucleotide messenger RNA. It is a transcript of the gene AFG2, whose product is annotated as AAA+-type ATPase. Gene Ontology annotation, molecular function: ATP binding; ATP hydrolysis activity. The record is from RefSeq and is a predicted model, not a curated record. The transcript has 2 exons. Lineage: Eukaryota; Fungi; Ascomycota; Eurotiomycetes; Onygenales; Onygenaceae. Bases 1 to 2250 code for a protein of 749 amino acids. Gene Ontology annotation, cellular component: cytoplasm.